Messenger RNA from Ictalurus furcatus (blue catfish), 3110 nucleotides. It is a transcript of the gene cep15, whose product is annotated as chromosome 21 C3orf14 homolog. Bases 690 to 1223 code for a protein of 177 amino acids. The record is from RefSeq and is a predicted model, not a curated record. The transcript is spliced from 6 exons. NCBI's taxonomy places the organism in Eukaryota, Metazoa, Chordata, Actinopteri, Siluriformes, Ictaluridae.
UGAUUCUAGUCUCCGCCCUGUGUACGGGAGUUUGCAUGUUCUCCCCAUGCUAUGCAGGUUUCUUCCUGGUACUCCAGUUUCCUCCCCCAGUACAAAGACAUGCAUUGUAAGCUGUCCAUAGUGUGGGGAUGGGUGUGUGAUUGUGCCCUGUGAUGAGUUAGCACUCCGUCCACCUUUUGCCCCGAGUUCCUUGAGUUAGGCUCCAUGCUCCCCACAACCCUGGAUAGGAUGAGAAACGAAACUGAAAUUACGAAACUAAAACGAAACUAAACUAAAAAUGGACCCCUGGACCCCACUUCGAGUUUUACAGAGCUCGAAUACACUAUCCCUUCAUUUCGUGUAUGAAAGCGAAUUCAGUUUUGUUUUGGUUUUUUUUUUAAGCUUUUGUCGCCAUCUGCUGGUGGUAGCUAAGUAAUAAAGCGCGGUUAGGGAAUAAUGCAAUUAGAAAGUAGACUUCUGCUAUUGUGAUACUUCAGGAUAUUUUAGGUAACAUUUUUUGAUUUAUUACACCCUGAGUUACCAGUUUGCAUUGAGUAUAAUUAAGAGAAUCACGGAUCUUUGUAUGCAACGUUGUCUAAAAAUCUGCGGGGUUUUUUUUUCACAAGAAUAUUGUAAUUCUCUUUUAUGAACAGCAGAUGGCGGACGUUCACAGAGCUCCUGCUAUUUGAUCAGCUGAUCCAUUACAGCCAAUGAAAAUGCUGGAACUGGGUUUCUAUGGUCACAGGCAAUGCUGUCAGGAAGUAUUCACGAGCGGGUUACAUGUACAGGUCUUUAACCAAGGUAAAAUGGCGUCUAACUCCCACGACGAGCUUCAACUCAGCAAGAAACACGAGGAAAUUUUGGGGAAGAGAGCUGUUCUACUGCAACAGAUGGAGAUUUGCUAUGAGCAGCAGAAAGCUAAGAGAAACCAACAAGCCACUAUGUCCCAAGCUGCACUUGAAAGGAACGCAGAAAUACUGGAGGAUUUCCAGAAGGUAGAAAAACGUCUCUGGACACGCCCGCUUCUGCAUCCUGAUGUUCUCAACCUACAGACUCGUUAUUGGGCCUCAGUGGAGCAGAAGCUUCCAGAAUGGGAGAGCUACUUACUAGGGAAGAGUCAAGCCCCGAGGAGUGAAGAGAUGAUCUUACGAGGACUCCAGGAACAGAAAGUUGCUGAAAAUGACUCUUCACCUGCACGGAGUAAGAGCAGACCUCCUCGACCCAAACCCAGAUCUGCUGACUGAUGUGAAUUUGGAGAAGUCCCCGGAUCGAGCCCUAAUUGCGAUGAUCAACCCUGCGCUGGGUGACGCGGAGUGGCGGCUUGACAAAUGCGAUCAUCCGGAUGGCCGGGGUUGAAGUGGCGCUGGUUGGCAGCUGCCCAUGUUCCUCAGCUGGGACCCGCUCUUGCCCCGGAGGUCAGGGCACCAGUCGGCCUGAUGAGUGGGUAGGGAACGAGUCUGGGGUGCCAAGGUGGGGGUAGUUAUCAAGAUGGUGAAUUAUCUAAAAGGGUUUUGAAGAGCACGAUCUGGAGCCUUUCCAAAUGACUAGUUAUGCGUUGUGUAUACUCAUGAAGAAAGCCCUUGAGCGAGGUUGGCCAUGGACACCACCAUAAAGGAGAGGGACAAAACAGUGAGUGGGGGAUAAACACACACCUGGGCUUCAGCCAACCCUCUGCACUUGAUGUCUUUAUUUCAUUACAGGGUGCACCAUCAUAGCCUUGUAUUAUCAAUUGUGUUGAUUUUCUUGUUCUGGUAUUGCUGUUCAUCGUACGUUUCUUCACCAAAAAAAAAUCAAAUCCACUUUAAAUACAUUUAUGAGGCAAUAAUAAUGAUUUUUAUCCACACAUAGUCUGCUUUUAAACAUUAUGUUGAUUGAGACUGCAAACACUUGUGAUUGUCCUACACCACCGGUGAUUUGGUCAGUCAACAACACAUUGUACUUUUAAUCCCGCAUUGUACUUCCCUGAUCUUAGCCCGUGUGUUAAACUGAAGAUCAGCUUUAGGGUAGAUCUGCAGGUCCGAGUUAAUUAACCUCCAUCCUUUGUGACACAAGGGAGUGGAAGUGAAGGGGGAAUCCUGGGUCAGAGGAUUAACACCGGACAUCUCGGCAUUAGUGUUCCUGCCAAACAAUGAGACUGUUUCCAGAUCAGUUUUCAUUAGUAUCCAGAAAGGACAUUUUAAUAGACUUCUGUUAACUGAAUCCUUGCACAGAUGUUCUCUCCUUGGAGGAUAAGCAGCCCUAGUUAUGUUCCCAUUUAUUUUAAAUUGCCAGGCUGUCUGCAUUGAUCGUUGUCUAAUGGGGGAUUUGGGAGAAGGAGGUGUAGGGGAGACUUGUGAGAGCUCUAGUGAAUGAGCAGCAGAUUGUUUUGAGGUCAGGCCUUCGUCUUUUCUUUCUUUUUUUUUUUUUUCAACAGACUGUGUGUAACGUGUUGGGCGAGGGGACAGAAGUUCCCCUUCAGCUGCCUAGCCUCGAGGGCCAAAGACUGCUUCUGAACGGAGGUCAUGCCAGAGACUGACAUUGAUGUUAUUCCAGCGGGGCAGAGAGCCCACGUUCUGCUCCCAUGCUGCUGCCUGGAGACCUCUAAGCCAUAAAGCACCUUCUCAGAGCGUGCCCUUGACGAUUCGAGGCCUUGUGGGUGUGUAGGAUGGCUUCAACUCAAAAGCAGAAGCCGCCUUUGCACCCACUGAGGGUCUGGAAGAGCACAAACAACUGAUGUGUGAUGUUUUAUUGAGACACCUGUUCAUGUAUAAAUUGUAGGAUCUCAUUUGUUUAUAAUUAUAUUAUCAGAUUUACUUUGUGAUCUGCCCAAUGUACCUUUUUAUCUACACAUUUAAAAAAAAAAAAAAAAAAAAAAAAAAAAAAAAAAAUUUAGAUGUGAAAUUUUUCCAUUUUUGUGACAAUGGUGCAAGCACAGAAAUAUACCCGUUGUUAUUAUUGGUUUGUGUGUGUGUGGUUUUCUUUUUUUUUUUUUUUUUUUUUCUUUUCUUUUUGAGGUGGAACCUCAGCACAGGGUGUAAAUGUAUGAAGAACAGCUAAUUGUCCAAAAAUGGGUCCAAAUGGAUGCAUUAUGGAGAGGUAUAGUUAGGCAUCCUUUUGUGGUAUCUAAUCAAAUAAACUUCCUCAUUCCCUUU